AUGAACAUGGUGAAAGGUCCUUUUACGUAUACUUUUUUACUAAACCAGGACAGUCAAAACGGUUAUUGUAUACAACCUUUACCAGAAUUUCAAGACAAUUUCCACGUUAUAACAACUGUUGCUUUAGAUAUUCCUGCCAGAGUUCCAUAUGGAGGAACAGUAACUAUCUCAAGCUUUCCCAAGGGCUAUAAAGGAAAGCCUCUCACAAUUGCAAAAUUCACACACAGCAGUUGCCAAUUUGUUCAAGAUGUCGAGUUCCAUUUCCUCAACAAUACGACUUUCAUCAUAGAGACUCCUCAAGAAGGUAUAUACAAAGUUUUCAUCGCAGGAUUUGUUGCUCCCAAUGGCGAAGAAGAAGUCGAAGAAAUCCUCACCUCAGAGAGCGAAGAAGAAGAAGUCGAAGAAAUCCUCACCUCAGAGAGUGAAGAAGAAGAAAAUUUCCAAGACAUUCAAGAUUCAGAAUAUACCGAAUAA
Molecule: messenger RNA, 474 nt
Organism: Trichomonas vaginalis G3
Lineage: Eukaryota; Parabasalia; Trichomonadida; Trichomonadidae
Exons: 1
Coding region: 1-474 (157 amino acids)
Source: RefSeq, a predicted model, not a curated record